This is a messenger RNA of Triticum aestivum (bread wheat), 809 nucleotides long. RefSeq lists its product as uncharacterized. The coding region runs from base 92 to 532 and encodes 146 amino acids. Lineage: Eukaryota; Viridiplantae; Streptophyta; Magnoliopsida; Poales; Poaceae. The record is from RefSeq and is a predicted model, not a curated record. The transcript has a single exon.
UCCCCACCUCCACUUCCUCACUCCAUCUCUUCUCUCCACAUCUCCACCUCCUACGGACUCAAGCACACCAGUACCAAGGCAGGCAGCCUCCAUGGACGCGGUGGAGUCAUCGUCGCCCUACUCCCCGCCCUCGCUGAGCCACAAGCUGAGGACGACCGUCUGCGGCUGCUUUGGAUCACCAUCCUCACCGGGCAGCGGCGCCGAGAGACCGCACACCGGCGGCGGCAGGGCCAGGUGGAGGCGGCGCGUGGCGGCCGCGGGGGAGUUCAAGUACGACCCUCUCAGCUACGCGCUCAACUUCGACGACGGCGGCAGCGACGACGGCACGGAAGCAGAGGAUGCGGCCUUCCGGCACAGAAACUUCAACUCGCGCCUCCCUCCCUCGCCGGUGUCGGCCUCCCGAGCGCCAUCACCUAAAGUCCUGAAUCAGGAUGGACACAGUCCGGGCCGGUCCGGUCCCGGUCCGAGCCCUCGUUUGGACCGGCCGUCGGCGGUCCGAGCCGGACCGGACCGAGCAGUGCGGCGGUCUUGAUUUCGGGGACCGGACCGGCAGGCGCGAAGCUCGGUGCGGACCGGCAGUCCUCACGGUCCAGGCGACAUCCAGUCACUGCCAUGUGGGCCCAGCGUGACGGAGGGGUGGUCGGAGAAGAAGCAGGGUGGCCGGAGCCGGAGAAGACGCUCCUGAUGCGCGGCGGCGCGAGGAAUAGGCAAGGAAGAGAGAGGGACCGGCUCGGCUACGCGGGGGAGACGAGGAGCAGCCGCGCGAGGGCAUGGCAGCGCGAGGCAGAGGCGCGGCGGCGCGAGGCAGA